GUCUUACAGGAAUAACAGUGACAUGAACAACAGCCAUUUGUCUCGUUGACAUCCGUCUCUCCUGUUACAUAUAAAUGACUAAGACACGUCCCACAAUGUCCGAACCCGAUACCCAAAUGCCGACGCACGCCCCCAAUCAACCAGCAAGUGAAAAAGUAUCCUUAAUGGAUGUCUUGAACUUCAGUAGUGCGGCUUCGAGGAUUGUUACUCAGGAGUUUGGGUUUAACUAUAACCCGGAUACGGAGGAUGAUAAUAAUCCAUCGGAUGGUGUGUAUUACUCUCUGGGCGAGUGGUGUUGGUUAGUAACUGAUGUUUGUGUAGAUGAUGAUCAUGCAUUGAUAUUUGAUAACCCUUUUGGGAGUACUAUGGACUCGGAAGAUGAGGAUCAUCUCUAGUUGGUUGUCAUGGGGUAGGAGGAAGGAGGAAGGAUGAGCUGCGGGGGUGAUAUACCAUAUUUUGGC
Aspergillus sclerotioniger CBS 115572 is the source of this 461-nucleotide messenger RNA. RefSeq lists its product as uncharacterized. The record is from RefSeq and is a predicted model, not a curated record. The transcript has a single exon. Bases 75 to 395 code for a protein of 106 amino acids. Lineage: Eukaryota; Fungi; Ascomycota; Eurotiomycetes; Eurotiales; Aspergillaceae.